UUAAAAGUAGUUGAAGCCCACGGUUCAUAGCUCUUAAGAAAUGGUGGCUGGCUCUUUACACUUUAGCAUAGAUGCAUCAAGCUUAUUGCUGCACUAUGUUUAUUUAUUCUCACUUAUUUUCAAGAGUAUCUUAAAUUGUUUAUCUUGUUUAGUUCUUGGGAAAUACUUUGAUGGUUUAAUGCAAUUACUUGAAUCAAUAUGUGCAGAUUGCACUCUUACUUUCUGAACUCCUUUGUGUGUGUGUGUGAAGGAGAUGAAUGUGUUAGGGUGUGUGUUGGGGGUGGGGAUUGAAACGAUGAGAUCCUUUGUUCGAAAUUCAAAUUCCGUCUCAUAUUCCAACAAUGGGACGGAGGGAGUAUUAUUUUGGAACAGAGGAUCUUGUUCGGUGAGGUGUCGUUAUCAUGUCCCUGAGCCGGGGAAUCCAUGUCGGCCGCGGAGGGCUGACCCGAAUCCAUUUGUAUGGUUGUUCACCACUAAUACACUACUUAUUAGUUAUAUAUGCUGUGAAGUAAUUAUUUCUGAUGCUUUUGAAUAUAUUAGAAAGAUCAUUGCCCAGAAAAAAAAUGACAUAAUUGGGUUGGAAUAUUACCUUUUAUUAAAAUGUGUAUGAUAUUUGAAUAGCUUUAUUCUUUAUUUCGUUGCAAUUAUAAAGUGUAGUCGAAGUUGGAGGCCACUUUAACUAUGAGUAAUAUUAAUAUUAUUAUCAAAUUAGGCGCACAUUUUAUUCGCUGCAUUCAUCACACGCUUUCCCAAUCUGUCACAAGUAUUUAUUCCUAUUCCACUAACUUUAAUUCAGAAAAAUAAAAAUCAAAUUACUCUAUUUUUUCCUAGUUCACCUAUAUGUAUAAAUAUGAGGGACACAACCAUCAAAUUUUACAACUCCUCAACUCAUAAACACACAUUGUUUCUUCACCAUCACAAAUAUAGAAAUGGCCUCCAACACUACCGCACAUCAUUCUGGAAAUUCCUCAUUAAAAUUCACCAAGGAGGAACAUGGAAUGAAGAUUUCACCUAGAAACCUCAACAUUGUACGGGGCAACGACGACCGCUAUUGGAAAGUACAGAAAAACAAUGAUUCGGCGGCGGCAGAGCUGAAUCAAGUGAGCUGGCUAGAGGUGACCGGAGGCGUGGAAGGGACGACAACGACGAAGAGCUACGAAGUAGGGUUUAUUGUGUCGUUGAAUGCAGAUGCAUUUGGAUGGGGGAAUUAUCCGAUUUACAUCAUGAUUAAGGGAGGGAAUGAAGACAAUAUUACAUGGACUAAAGUUCAGAUUAACCCUGAUAAAAAAGGCCAGUUUGAGAUUAAGGGGAAAUUGAUGAAAUCUAAUGAUCAAAUCGGAGCUUCGGACAAUGAGAAGCUCAGCUUCGGAUUGUACGAGGUUUGGAGUGGGAAGUGGAAGGGAGGUCUCAAGAUUCACCAUGCGUAUGUCAAGGAAAUUUGAUUUGAAUAAUUUUUUUUUUAUAUAUGGUUAUAUCUUUUGUACUACUAGAUUUAUUUCAUUUAAUUUGAGGAUGUUUGUGUCUUCAUAUAGAAAUUGAUGAUUCUAUGUAGUUUUCUAAUGUCUAAUAAAAAUGUUGAUCAUUUGGUUAAA
Molecule: messenger RNA, 1592 nt
Organism: Salvia splendens (bonfire salvia)
Lineage: Eukaryota; Viridiplantae; Streptophyta; Magnoliopsida; Lamiales; Lamiaceae
Product: protein PHLOEM PROTEIN 2-LIKE A9
Exons: 3
Coding region: 930-1442 (170 amino acids)
Source: RefSeq, a predicted model, not a curated record